UGGAGCAUUGGGGAUGUGGGCUUAUCUAAGCACUCUAAGGUUAACACUAUGUGAACAAAAAAUAUUGAGAUUUGGCUUAGAUAUCGUGGUGUAGUUCUUGCUGAAGAUUUGAACUAAGAAAUUUAUAACAGCACUGACAAUGUAAUAAAGAAAAGGCUUUUUUUUUUUGGUUCACAGUAUAAAAAGAUGGAACAUGACACUGGUGGUUCUCCAUACUCAAUGCAAGCAGGGCAAAUAACAAACUCUGCGCACGCGGUGAGAGACAUCCAUCAGAUUUGUCUCAUUGACGUCCCAGGCGAAGCGCAUCAAGAGACCCGCCCUUUCACCAAUCCAAUUACUUCUCAGCCAAAUAGAUCCAUAUCUAGUCUCAGCCGUGCGAUGGACAGUAGCCUUAUCCGAGAAACAUUUUCGCUCCCAGAGUUUGAAGCAAUCAAUUUUCAGAAUCAUCUCUCGUCAGCUGCAUUUGUUGAUGACCUUAUUAUGUCCCCUUGGUUUGAAGAACAGGAGCGGGUAACUGCAAGUCACGAACAAAGUCCAAUUAAUUCCAGACAAACUGUUGCGAAUGACGUCAUUAUUAAUUGGGCGUCAGAGGAACCUAACAGCGCAGACGAUAGAACGGAAGCAAUUCUCCACUCUUACGAGCAAGAGCUCCAUGCACCGGAAGAUGACGACAUAAUUCUAGUUGAGAAGGUCAAGGCGAAGGCAAAAUACAGUUACGCGAAUCAAACUCUUCCUUUUAGCCUGUAUGCAGCGCUCUGUUGUCCUAUGUGCAUUGUAUUAUGUAUUAAAGUGGGCACUGCCCUGGCAGCUAUCUGAAUUCCUACUGUUUACAUACACAUUUAUUUCAUUGAUGAAACAUGGAAGAUGUGUGAAAGAUGUGUGGAAGAUGUGUGGAAGAUGUGUGAAAGAUGUGUGAAAGAUGUGUGGAAGAUGUGUGAAAGAUGGUUAGCAGUCUAAAAAUCAAAUAACACAAAGAAGCAUUCAACCUGAAACCUCACAAAUAGAAGUUAUGGCUGGACAACAAAUUUGAUACAGCGUCGAGGUGAUAACUCGAAUGUCGUGGGUUCGAGUCCAUAACUAUUUUUUCCUCUUUUUUUUCUUAAAAAAGAAUAUUUAGUUAACUGUAUUCUUUGAAGAAAAUAAAGUAGGAAUGGUUUAAAACAA
This is a messenger RNA of Biomphalaria glabrata, 1164 nucleotides long. RefSeq lists its product as uncharacterized. The coding region runs from base 187 to 816 and encodes 209 amino acids. The record is from RefSeq and is a predicted model, not a curated record. The transcript has 6 exons. Lineage: Eukaryota; Metazoa; Mollusca; Gastropoda; Planorbidae.